AUGUUAGAAUCUAGUAUGGAACUAAAAUGCUCCAAAAACCAUGAUCUCCCUAUUUAAAUGGUUGUUUUUGACUCAAAAUUACAGAAAAAUGAAAGGUUAUUAUGUUCAGAAUGCUUGGACACUUUUGAUUCUGAUGCAAGAACCAUUGGAUUCAAGAAAGUAAUUCAAAUGAUUGAAGAUAAUAAGAAAAAGAAUAAAGAGAGAACAGAAAGUUAAAUAAUCUCUAUAGUAAAAUCAGUUGAAUAUUUUCAAUCAGAAAUUAUUCAAUUAAAAUCAUCGAUUAUUCAAUACUUGAAUGAACUGUUAAGAUUUACAAAUGAAUGGAUUGAAAACCUGAAUAAUCUAGGGUAAUAAACCAAUUAGGCAUACAGCUUUUUCAAAGAAUUAGAUGAUUUAAUUUAGAAUCCAAAGGGGGAUGAUUAAUAAAUUGCUUAUGCAGAUAUAGACAAAAUUAACUAUUCAUGGGGUUCGAAAUUGAUUCCAAAAUUAGAGCUAUUUUAAUCAUUCUAAGAAUAUUCUAAAUGUGAAGAAUGUUUGAAAAAAAUUCUAAAAGAAGAUACAUUUAAACAAAAUUCAAGUAAAAUAAUAUAACAACAGAGUAAUACAAUAAAUUCCUCAUAAGCACUAACAACAGAGUCAGGGAAUACCUAGAAUUUUGAGCCUUUAUAGCAGGAGAUAUAUUAAAAGCAGGAGAUAACUUAAAAGCAGGAGAUAACUUAGAUCAAAUUAAAAUUUAUUGAUGAUUCAUAGGAAUAAAAAAAAAUUUGCCCUUAAAUUACAUUUGACUCAAAAGCAUAGCUCUUAUUAACAUGCUCAACUGAUUAAUUUGAAAGAGCAAAAAUUCUAAUAUGGAAUUAUAAUAAUGGUAAAAUUAAAUUAAAAUCAACACUUUAAACAGGAGAUCGAGAUAAUAUUUAAGGAUUAAUUUUUAGCAAAAAGUAAACAAGAUUUAUUUCAUAUUAAACUAAAUUAUUAUGCUGGAAAUUAACCCCAUAAAAUGAAUGGAAAUCUUCAUAACCUGUAGGUAUUCCUUCUAGAGAUGGAUUUCUACCAUACUUAUAUUGUGCAGAAUUAAAUUAAGAUGAAACUGUUCUAUUUUGUGGAGAUUCUACUGGAUCAAUAUAAAUUUGGAAAUUAGAAUGGGAUUAAAAUGAAUUAACUUUUUUAGAACAAUUAAAGCACUCGAAAGAUUCUUAAAGAAUAAUAUCAUUAAGCUUAAGUCCUUCAGAAAAUACAUUAGCUGUUUGUAAUGAUGCAAUUAAUAUAUGGUAAAAAGGAGAAUCUGAUUAAUGGAUUUUCAAAUAUGCUGUUAAACCAGCAAGUAUCACAUAAACAGGUAAUAGAUUAAAAUUUUUAUCUGAUGAUUAAUUUAUUUGGAUACCAAAAAUGAUUGAUAGUAUUUGUGUAUUUGAAGUUUAGGAUGGAUUUUUCUAAGAAGAUUUAGAUAAGCAAAUUUAAUUAACAAAAAUUAAUGCUGAAGAUAAAUGUUAAACUCCAAUUUAAUUCAUCAGAGAAAAAAACUUAAUAUUAGUUAUACGUAAAACCCAUGUUUAUAUCAUUUAAAAACUUAAUAAUGGAACAUUUAAAGUAGCAGAAAGAUUAGGCCGUAAUGGUGCUAUUAUAAGUGGAGCUAUAUCAGAUAAUGGCUAAAAUUUUGUAUUAUGGGACACAAGUAAGCAAGCCUUUAUCACAUAUGAAAUUUAAUACAAUUGA
This is a messenger RNA of Paramecium pentaurelia, 1713 nucleotides long. The record is from the annotation of a GenBank genome assembly. Lineage: Eukaryota; Ciliophora; Oligohymenophorea; Peniculida; Parameciidae.